Haliotis rubra (blacklip abalone) is the source of this 1718-nucleotide messenger RNA. RefSeq names its product DBH-like monooxygenase protein 1. The record is from RefSeq and is a predicted model, not a curated record. NCBI's taxonomy places the organism in Eukaryota, Metazoa, Mollusca, Gastropoda, Lepetellida, Haliotidae. Gene Ontology annotation, molecular function: copper ion binding; dopamine beta-monooxygenase activity.
AUGGCCAGCGUUCUACCCAUUCUACUGCUGGUGGCGACGACAUCCGCCUACCGUUUCUACCAGGACGAGAUCCCAAACGGAGAUCGUCCCCACCCUUGUAAACCCAACUACUUAUGGUGGGGAGUCGGGCACGACAACCCUCUCGGGGGCGGACCAAAGAACCCAUUUGGACUGGACUUCGCUCGAUAUCAUAGUUGGACCGAGGAGUUGUGCCGCCUGGACUCGGACGGGGACGGGAUGACCAACGGUCAAGAGCUGGGUGACCCCAACUGCGUGUGGAGAAAGGGCACCUUCCCUGAAUUAUCAGACGGCAUCAGUCAUCCAGGUGUCUGUGACCCAUGGGGCAGCGAACAAUGCCGACAAGCCAACCAGGACGUCACGUGUGAAACAGGAGAGUUUGUAUGUGACGGUGUCAACAGUCAGGGUGUGAGGAACAUAACGCUGCGGUUCCCCCCUACUGUUGUCCCGCCUGAACAGACCACCUACAUGUGCUUCACAUUCGAGCUUGACAUGCUUGAAGAAGAUGCUGAGUACCAUCUGAUAGGCAGCAAACCCUUCAUCGACAACGCCAACGUCAUGCACCACCUCGUCGUCACCGGAUGUGACGCUACAAGUACCCCAUUAAGCAAGCCUGAAGUGUGUAAUAUGGCAUCGGCUGGUUGUCAAAAGACCCUGCAAGUCUGGACGCUAGGAAUGCCAGGAGAAUGCGUGUAUCCGGAGGCAGGCUUCAGAAUAGGCAAGCUGGCUGGGAUUACUAGGAUCAGCAUGCAGUUCCACUGGACGAACCCACAAAAGAGGACGGACUACAUUGACAGCUCUGGCCUAACCCUGUUCAUUACUAAGCAACUGAGACGCUACAACGCAGCAUACUUCUUGACUGGCGAGACGCGCCUGGUGAUCCCACCUGGCAUGCCCAGGGUGGUCAAGAAGUCUACCUGUUCCCCUGAAUGUACCCGGAUGAUCCUGUCUCAACCAGUACACCUUAUGACAGGCUGGAACCAUAUGCACUACCUGGGCUACCAACAGAACGUCGAACUCUUUCGCAAUGGCGAGAAACUGCGAGACUUGACUCCGGAUGAAAUUUAUAGUUACGAUAACCCAAAAGUUUACACAUACAAUCCCCCCAUUGAACUGAAACCUGGGGACAGCCUUGACACAACCUGUGUCUUCCGAUCCACGUCGAGGUCCACCACUGCCCAGUAUGGCGAAGGGACAUUCGAUGAGAUGUGUUUUGGUAUAUUCACCUUCUACCCCGCGGAAGCAAUGGAACAGCCCUCGUGCGUGACUUGGGACGAACUGGAGCUCUGCGAUUUUGACGGAACUUCAGUUAGAGGCUGCGAUGUGAUGAUGAUCAUUAACCAGUCGGAUCCGAUACGUAACCGUUUGUUUUCAAAGGUCCUUGACAACUGCAAUGCUUACGGAGGUUGUCGCACGGAGUGCCCCGCAGCCAUAGCGGAAGUACGGGAGCAUCCUUGCUUCAGAGGCCAAAUGGCAGAUUAUAUUGGAGACACGCUGCGUAUCUUCUCGUCAGGCCUGGACGUCGUCAAGUUCUUCUCUGCCAUGGAGUCCUGUGAGUGUAUGGACAAGCCCCCCACGGCCACCUGGAAGUACCCCGUGUCCGGAGCAGGCAGUCACAGAGCUGAAACCUCUUUCAGUAUUCUCCUGGCGGCGUUGCUGUACAAAAUAGCUCUCUGAAUUAAAGUAGUCCGCAGCUGUCA